Molecule: messenger RNA, 1744 nt
Organism: Camellia sinensis
Lineage: Eukaryota; Viridiplantae; Streptophyta; Magnoliopsida; Ericales; Theaceae
Cellular component (GO): endoplasmic reticulum
Molecular function (GO): calcium ion binding
Source: RefSeq, a predicted model, not a curated record
CUGGGAAAAGAGUCCAGCAGAUCUAGAACUCCAACCAUCCUCCAAUCCAAUCUCACCUUUUUUAAGCAUUCAGUCCAAAUCGUCAAACCCCCCCAACCCACUUAAUUCAACCAAACAAUUUCAACAGAUCUCUCUCUUUCGUUCUCUCUCUCUCUCUCUCUCUCUCUCUAGAUUCGAUGAGAUGGGCAAGGCCUCUGUACUCAUCUACAUCGCAGUGGCUGUGCUCCUCCUCCUCCUCGUCUCCCAUUCUCCCAAGAAACCCUCCCACCACCGCUACCGCCGCCUCAAGCUCCGUUCCAACUUCUCCCCCGACAAGCACUCCAGUCACCACCACCACGAGCCCGUCCCAUUCGACCCCUUAGUCGCGGACAUCGAGCGCAAGAGAGAGGACAAGCAAUGGGAGAAGAAGAUGUACUUUGAGCAAGCCCACAAGGAGUUGGAAGAAGCCCCUGCCGCCGAAUCUCAGCCCGAGUGGGAGGACUUCAUGAACGCCGAGGAUUACUUGAACGAUGAGGACAAGUUCAAUGUCACUGGUCGCUUGGUCUUGCUUUUCCCCAAAAUCGAUGUCGACCCGGCUGAUGGGUAUGCCACUGAGAACGAGCUCACGGACUGGAUUUUGAAGAAUUCGGAGAGGGAAGUCAUGCACCGGACCCAGAGGGAGAUGGAGCUUCAUGACAAGAAUCGUGACGGCUUUGUUUCCUUCUCCGAGUACGAGCCCCCCAGUUGGGUUCGCAAUGCAGAUAAUACUUCAUUUGGGUAUGAAAUGGGUUGGUGGAAAGAGGAACAUUUCAAUGCAUCAGAUGCAGAUGGUGAUGGUCUCCUGAAUAUAACAGAGUUCAAUGACUUUCAGCAUCCGGCUGACAGUAAGAACCCAAAGCUACUUCAAUGGUUGUGCCAGGAGGAGAUAAGGGAAAGAGAUUCUGACAAAGCAGCGAAAGUUAGUUUCAAGGAAUUUUUUCAUGGGCUGUUUGACUUUGUAAGAAACUAUGAUGAAGAGAGUCACAAUCCUUCGCAUGAGUCUGAUGAUUCAACGGAGGCCCCAGCUCGAAAGUUGUUUGCUGAGCUUGACAAAGAUGGUGAUGGAUACUUGUCAGAUGUUGAGCUGCUACCAGUCAUUGGUAAACUUCAUCCAUCAGAACGUUACUACGCAAAGCAACAGGCAGAUUACAUCAUCUCACAGGCGGAUGCAGAUAAAGAUGGUCGUCUAACCUUGAGAGAGAUGAUUGAUAGUCCAUAUGUAUUUUAUAGUGCUAUAUUCAAUGAAGACGACGAAAGCGACUAUGAGUACCAUGAUGAGUUCCGUUAGUUUCAAGUUAGAUUUGCAGGAUACUAGGAAGCACAAUAAAUGAAAAUCUUUCCAAAACACUUGUAUGGUAUGUAAAAUUAUUAGAUUGCGAAACGUGGCAAUACUUGAGAUUUCAGUUUGCACUUUUUUCUUUGCCCAAACUUUUAAAACAAUUCAUAUUCGAGUUUCGAAAACUGUCUCUAAAAUUACGGUUAUAAUAACUAUAUGGUAGGAGUCGUCCCUGUGUCCAGUACCGUGGAAGUUUUGAUAGACUGGUAAUUGUUUUUUUUGUUUUUGUUUUUUCCAUUCUUUUAUUUGAACACGCAGAUUUUGUACAGACUAAAUGGCUGUUGCUCUGUAUCUUAAUUUGGCUCACUUUGACAGGGUGAAACUACAGAGAUCCAUUAUCUGUGCUAUUAUGUUUUAUAUAAAAUGCGCUAGAUUAUCCGUUGUGCCACA